This is a messenger RNA of Oppiella nova, 549 nucleotides long. NCBI's taxonomy places the organism in Eukaryota, Metazoa, Arthropoda, Arachnida, Sarcoptiformes, Oppiidae. The record is from the annotation of a GenBank genome assembly.
CACUUGGAUGCAAUGAUCGCAAUGUUAUUCAUAGAGGCAAUCAUAACAUCCAACACUUGUCUCUCUCAUCAUUUAAAUGACUAUUUCAUUGAAACGAGUCAUCAAAUGAUUGGCUUAUUAUGAAAGUAAUGUUUAGUGCCUUUAAUUUGAUUGUCAUUUAAUCGUCAAACGUAUGACAUGUAAACAGAUGUCAUAAAUGUGUAGACAAUCAGUGAUUUGCGAGAAAUUUAUUUUUCACGUGAAAUGCAAAAUAAGUUAACUUUAAUUGAGUCCAAAAAUAGUGAUAAUUUGGAAUCUGUGGCGAGGAUGAAGUGUCUUCGCACGGAAGAGGCGGCCCAACAGCCAUAUGAAGAGGUGUCCGCUCGGCUCCAGUCAGACCUGAGGAAUGGCUUGCAUUGGGAUGAAGUGGACAAUCGGCACAAAGUUUAUGGUUAUAACGAACUCGAGGUUAAGGCAGAGGAACCGCUGUGGAGGAAAUAUAUCGAUCAGUUCAAAAACCCGUUAAUUAUAUUACUUCUGGCCUCAGCUCUGGUCAGCGUUUGUAUGCAA